Molecule: messenger RNA, 408 nt
Organism: Heterobasidion irregulare TC 32-1
Lineage: Eukaryota; Fungi; Basidiomycota; Agaricomycetes; Russulales; Bondarzewiaceae
Exons: 3
Coding region: 1-408 (135 amino acids)
Source: RefSeq, a predicted model, not a curated record
AUGGCUACUCAUAUUGCCCAACACCCUCCUGCGAUGAGAGUUGGCGGGCGCCGACUCUCUCUUCCAUCGAGGCCCAGGCCCGUAGUCACCUCAGUCAUUCUUGCUCCCAGGGAUGGAGGCCACUCUGCCCCUGGCACACCGGGCGAACCUCCCGACUACCCACGUCCCGCCCCGCCCGGUGCUGAACACGAGCUCGACCAUGAGCAUACACACACCGAAGAAGAGAUCCCAAAGAAAGAGAAGAAACAGGGCAAUGGGUCCCACGAGAACGAGCGGCGGAUGCGCGAGAGCGCGCAUCGCAAGGCGGAAGAAAACAGGCCGAGGAAAGAGGGCUGGGCACCCGGUGGAAAGACGAUCGGUGGAGGUGGGCGGAUCGCACAACCUGCAGGGAAGGGUUUCGGUGCUUGA